Molecule: messenger RNA, 2169 nt
Organism: Lepisosteus oculatus (spotted gar)
Lineage: Eukaryota; Metazoa; Chordata; Actinopteri; Semionotiformes; Lepisosteidae
Product: oxygen-dependent coproporphyrinogen-III oxidase, mitochondrial-like
Cellular component (GO): cytoplasm
Molecular function (GO): coproporphyrinogen oxidase activity
Source: RefSeq, a predicted model, not a curated record
UUGAAAAAGAAGUGGUACGCUGCGGGAAUAGCAGACAGUUCAUGCUGCUCUGCGGUUUGGCUUUUGGCAACCCUGCAAUUUAGUGGACGUUAGAGACAGCAUGUCUGCCGUGCUUUUAUUUGGGGUGAAUAGGACGGGCCGCUGCGCAGGAAGGCUUUUCGCGUGUUUAUAUAAAGGCGAGAGGGCUGCAACCUCGCAUGUGAAACCAGCUGUGCCGAAGUACCCUCUCGGAACCAUGGUUUCGCCGAAGGGUUUGUCGUCUUUCAGACACGGCACGGUGAGAUGGUCCUCUAGUGUGGCAGGCAGGGGCUACGGAAAGAAAGUGCUGGUGGCCGCCGGCGCCGCGGCGGUGGCCGGGCUCCUGGCCGGCGUGUGUCACUUCCAGCGGGCUGAGAUGAGGUCCAAGCCCCGGGGCGACGAGGCGGAGGGCGACAUUCUGGAGAGGUGCAAGGGUUUCAUGUCCGCGCCGGUGACGGACGUCAGGGACCUGCAGAGGAAGAAGGACGACAUGACCACGAGGAUGGAAAUGCUGAUCAUGGAAACGCAAGCCGAGUUCUGCAAAGCGCUGGCCGAGGUGGACGGCGGCGCCUUCAAGGUGGACAGGUGGCACAGGAAAGAAGGGGGCGGCGGGGUGAGCUGUGUGCUGCAGGACGGCAGGGUGUUCGAGAAGGCCGGGGUCAACGUGUCCGUAGUGUCCGGACACCUGACGGAGGAGGCAGCCAAGCAGAUGAGGAGCAGGGGGAAGGUCCUCAAAGGGAGAGAUGGAAAGCUGCCAUUCUGCGCAAUGGGAGUCAGCUCAGUUAUCCAUCCUAAAAACCCCCAUAUUCCUACAGUGCACUUCAACUACAGAUACUUUGAAAUCGAAGAGGCUGAUGGCACGAAGCAGUGGUGGUUUGGAGGCGGCACUGACCUGACGCCUGUGUAUCUUGACAAGGAAGAUGCAGUACAUUUUCACAACACCCUGAAGGAGGCCUGUGACAAACACAACUCAAAGCACUAUCCAGACUUCAAGAAAUGGUGUGACGAAUACUUCUUCAUCAAGCACCGGGGGGAGACGAGAGGGAUCGGGGGGAUCUUCUUUGAUGACCUGGACUCCCCCUCCCAGGAGGAGGUGUUUGCCUUCGUGAGGAGCUGUGCGAAGACCGUGGUGCCCUGCUACCUGCCCAUCGUGCGGAAGCACCUGGGCGAUACCUUCACCCCGGAGGAGAAGGGCUGGCAGCAGGUGCGCCGAGGCAGGUGGGAGUAUAUGCAUGAGCCUCGUAAGGGCACCAGGGAAGCAGAAAUGCUGGAUGUGCUGCGGAAUCCGAAGAACUGGGUCCACUGAUCGGAGGGAGACGGAAAAUUUCCCAGGCUCCUCUGCCUCCCUUGUAAAACUGCUGUCCCCCGAUAUUCCCAAAGACCUUUUGGAACAGCAAUCUUUUACGUGACAGGAGUGAGAGUCAAGCAGCAACAUGGCUGGAGAAGACCUAGGCCAAGAAAAACUAUACAAAUCGUUUAGAACUAUUUUUAUAAUUCUGUGUACAAGAUUAUACUUUUAUUAAGCCUUUGAUUACAGCAAGCUGUGCAAUGUGAAAGACUAACUGCCUGUGCCUGUUUGGAGAGCUGUGUGACGGAAUGUUGCCACGCCUGGCUAUAGUCUGUGUCCCGUCCUUCAUGUUGUAUGUGGUUUUCUUCUGCUGGUGUUACUUUGGGCUCCGGAAUGAAGAUAAACAAGUUUAACUUUAGCACAGCGGAGUCUAAAAGCUGACGACAAACUACACGAGUGUAAGAGAACAGCAGUAUGGAAGUAAUUUGCCUAAUGUUUUGUACAAAGAAAGGAAAUUUAAUUUUGAUAGCUGUCUGAUUGGUGCAAACAAUGCCAAAUGUGUGAGCAAAAUAAAAUUAUGCAAUAUUUCAGGUUAGUUAUUUUGCUUUUAUUCUUUACCAGUCUUUUUCAGCCAAGUUUUUCUUUUUUGGGGGGUAGUUUUGGGAAGUACCAUGUGAUCUCUUUAAAUCUCUGUAUGUGUUGUCUUCGGUGUGCCUUAAUUAGAAUGUAAAACCUUAAAUGUUUUGUUAACUGCCUGUCUCCUAGAAACAUUUUCUUUCAUUUUUCUUUCCUGUGUUAUCAGAUUUUAAACUGUGAUUUAGUACAUACAGUAAACACCAUUAAAACAUCACUUUUUCAAUUAA